UUCAAUUUAUAUUCCGGGUUUUGUUUUAAUUCCUAAAUCAAAGCAAUUUGUAUUUAGAUUUUCAAACUGAAAAAUGCGGUUCACUAAAAAAGCUUCAGCUGUUCUAUCUAUUGCUCGAUCACAAAGACGUCUGUUUGCUGUAAAAUCCGGGGGUACAGACAAAGCAGAUGUUAAAACGAAAGAUUUGUGGAAAGACUAUCCAAUGGUUGACUAUAGUUUCGAUGCUAUUGUUGUUGGUGCAGGUGGAGCUGGUUUAAGGGCGGCUUUAGGCUUAGCUAAGGAAGGUUUUAAAACAGCUGUUGUAACUAAACUCUUUCCUACACGUUCACAUACAGUGGCUGCGCAAGGAGGAAUUAAUGCGGCUUUAGGAAAUAUGGAAGAAGAUGAUUGGCGAUACCAUUUUUACGAUACAGUUAAAGGGUCCGAUUGGUUGGGCGAUCAGGAUGCUAUUCACUAUAUGUGUAGAGCUGCACCUCAAGCUGUUUUAGAGCUAGAAAAUUGGGGAAUGCCUUUCUCGCGCACUGCUGAUGGUAAAAUUUAUCAACGUGCUUUUGGCGGCCAAACCCUUAAAUACGGUAAAGGCGGUAUGGCGCAUAGAGCAUGCGCUGUUAGUGACCGAACUGGCCAUGCCCUAAUUCAUACACUCUAUGGCCAAUCGCUGUCGUUUGAUUGUCAGUAUUUUGUCGAAUGUUUUGCCUUAGAUUUGCUAUUCGAAAAUUGCAAGUGUUGUGGAAUUAUUGCCUGGAAUCUAGAAAAUGGUUUGAUAUAUCGAUUUCGAGCACCGAAUACAGUGAUUGCUACGGGAGGCAGUGGUCGCACAUAUUUUUCGACAACUGAUGGUCACACUUGUACUGGAGAUGGUACGGCAAUGAUAGCCCGCAAGGGCUUACCACUUCAAGAUAUGGAGUUUGUACAAUUUCAUCCCACUGGUAUAUAUGGAGCAGGUUGUCUUAUUACGGAAGGCGUGCGAGGUGAAGGUGGAUUUUUUCUUAAUUCUAAAGGAGAGCGUUUCAUGGAACGUUAUGCUCCCAAAGCAAAAGAUUUAGCUUCGCGCGAUGUAGUAGCUCGAGCAAUGACUCUCGAGGUAUUGAACGGCAAUGGCUGUGGUCCAGAAAAAGAUCAUGUUCAUUUGCAACUACACCACUUACCGCAAGAUGUUAUUCUAAAACGACUUCCUGGUAUAGUAGUUACUGCUAAAAUAUUUGCUAAUGUGGAUGUUAUGAAGGAUCCUGUUCCAGUAUUACCAACCGUACAUUAUAACAUGGGUGGUAUUCCCACUAAUUUUAAGGGCCAAGUAAUAAGUAUUGAUGAUAACGGUAAAGACAUCAUAAUACCGGGUUUGUAUGCUUGUGGAGAAUGUUCUUGUGCUUCAGUGCAUGGAGCUAACCGACUGGGUGCCAAUUCACUUUUGGAUUUGCUGGUCUUCGGCAAAGCGUGUGCUGAUGCUAUUGCUGAGAAUAAUAAACCCGGAGAGCCACUACCACCACUUGAACAAACAACAGGCGAAUAUUCAAUUGCCAAGCUAGAUAAAUUGCGCCACAGUAAAGGCAAUAUACCACCAGCAACGAUACGCACAAAAAUGCAAAAAAUCAUGACUAAACAUGCAGCAGUAUUUCGCGAAGGUAAACUAUUAAUAGAGGGUUGCAAACUAAUACAAGAAACCUAUAAGGAAUUUAAUAAUGUUAAAGUUGUGGAUAAAAGUAUGAUUUGGAAUACAGAUCUAAUGGAAACACUCGAAUUACAAAACCUACUAACUAAUGCCAUAGCAACAGUCACAUCUAUGGAACAUCGCAAAGAAUCAAGAGGUGCUCAUUCCCGUGAAGAUUUUAAGCUUCGUAUUGAUGAAUACGAUUAUACGAAAGAUGUUAAAGGUCAAACGAAGAAACCCUUGGAUCAACACUGGCGUAAACAUUUACUAAUUUGGUGUGAGGGCAAUGGCAAAACCACCAUCAAAUAUAGACCUGUUAUCGAUAAAGUACUGGAUGAUUCGGUUGAAGCAUUACCACCUGCACCUAGAACCUAUUAGAUAUGUCUUAUCUUUUCAAGUUUUCUAUUACUGUUACUUAUGUUUAUUAAUUUAUUUAUGUUCUUUGUUAUUAUUUGUGUUGUUCAAUAAAUAAAUUAUUUAAAU
Messenger RNA from Lucilia sericata (common green bottle fly), 2131 nucleotides. Its product is annotated as succinate dehydrogenase [ubiquinone] flavoprotein subunit, mitochondrial-like. Lineage: Eukaryota; Metazoa; Arthropoda; Insecta; Diptera; Calliphoridae. The transcript has a single exon. Gene Ontology annotation, biological process: mitochondrial electron transport, succinate to ubiquinone; tricarboxylic acid cycle. The coding region runs from base 74 to 2026 and encodes 650 amino acids. The record is from RefSeq and is a predicted model, not a curated record. Gene Ontology annotation, molecular function: electron transfer activity; succinate dehydrogenase (quinone) activity; flavin adenine dinucleotide binding.